Molecule: messenger RNA, 2811 nt
Organism: Aspergillus pseudoviridinutans
Lineage: Eukaryota; Fungi; Ascomycota; Eurotiomycetes; Eurotiales; Aspergillaceae
Exons: 1
Coding region: 1-2811 (936 amino acids)
Source: RefSeq, a predicted model, not a curated record
AUGGCGACACAAGCAGGCCCCGUCAUUCCUCCUCGACCAUCGAGGUCCCCUCAGUCGAAUCUUGCCCCCAAUUCGUUAUCAGACAUGCCAACGAUCCCUCCUCGUCCCAAUAGGAGCGUUGAACGCUCCGUGUCUCCUCUUCGGGACAGCUAUGCUCCUUCCCCAUUGAACGAACCUCCGAACGCUGCGGGAAUGACUCGUACCGUGUCCAACGAUCUUCCACAGCGACCCCCAAGUGUGACGAUACCGUCACUUGGAGAAGAGGGUAUCGAGUACCAGAACCUAGAUAUUGGCAAUGUGUCAGAUGGCCAUCACCAAAUUGGUACUCCGGCGGAGACCAGGAAUGUGGGCAGUGAUCUCAAGAUCCAUGCGCCCCGACCAUCAUUGCCCGUUUCGAGCGCCAAGGCAAGGGUGCAGGCUGUUACUCGUACAGAUUCGCGUCAGGCCGCUGCUGCAGGUCUCGGCGUGUCCGGAUCGCCGGUGCCUGAUGACCAUCACGAGCGCUCGAGUCGCUCGCUUCACUCCAGAGCAAGUGGCUCGCGCGCAGACUCUUCCACCGCAUCCUCUGAUCGUCGACGCUCUCUCCAACUUGCCGCUGAUGAGCACGGAAUUCCUGAAAUCGGUCAGAGAGUUCCCAUGUAUCCCAACGCGGGUGAUGUGCAAGCACCGUCUCCAAGCCCCUAUCAGUUGGAGCACGGAGGUCAACGCCAGGGACGCCACCAUCACCGAACUCGCAGCGGCCGUGAGGCCUCCUUACCCCCCGGAAGCUAUGGACUCCAUGGACAUGGUGUGCCUGCCACCGACAAGUUUGAGAAGGCUUGGUAUGACAAGCAUCCCGAAGAGUACGUCAAGGUCGAACACGGUCAAUAUGGCCCUGGCGUCGGAACUCCCCGCCCGGAUUGGGCACUGAGCAGCGAUGAUCUCAACAAGAUCGUCCGUAGCUCUGCUGUGACCGGCUCUGGUCUCGGUACCUCUCCUAAUGUUGCGGGUACUCCAGAUGAGGAGGUCGGUUACAUUGCCACGGAUGAAUACACCCACCGUAUGGCGACGCCGGCUCCCGAAUCGCGCCGCAGCUCGCGCCUGAUCGGCGAGUCCCCCCUGCGUAACACGGACGUCCCCGCUUCAGAAGCUGGCGUUGAGCGAGUGGGGGGCAAGACUGAAGACGCUGGUGUUAUCCAUGUCGAUGAUCCAUACCACCCGCUUCAUCAUCCCGAUGGUUUCGCACCAAACCCAGCCCCUGAAGAACAAUCCCAUGAAGUGGGUGGGGGGCUUGAAGAUGAAGAUGAACCUAUUUUGGCUGCCGAUGAACUCCGCCCAGAAUCGGCCUUUCAACAUCCUGCUGUCUCUCCCACCUUCGAUAGGCGGGCUAGCGACUAUGAUGGCAGGAGUCGCACUCCUAGCGUUAACCACAGUCGCUCAAAUAGUCGCUCUGCUACUCACGGCAUGCCCGCUCUCGUGAGAUACAACUCGCGCGACGAACGUGAAGAGACACACACGCCUCUUGAUGACGUGGAGGAGUACGAACCACUCUUCCCCGAGGAUGAUAAGGACAAGAAGCCCAUUUCCGCUGCGGACCGCUUCAAGCAGCGCCCUGAAAUGCUCAAGCACCGAUUUCCAAGCGAAGAUAUCUGGGAAGAUUCUCCCAACAGUUUGCAGCUUCAUACCACUGUUUCCACACCGGACGUUCCUAAGCACGAGGCGUUUGAGACGCCGGAACAGGAGUCGUUCCGCCGCAGUCACGCUCCUCACCUUGACCCUCGCCAGGUCGCAGAAAACAUCCUUGAGUCCGAAGAAUCAAAAGAAAAGACUCAACCGCGCCCUGAGAUUUGCAAACAGCGGUUCCCCAGUCGAGACAUUUGGGAAGAUGCACCCGAGAGCCAGACACUCGUGACGACAAUCGAGCCCUCGGAGGAGAGUGAGGUGAAGAGUCCCGAUGUACCAUCGAAACCCGCUAUUCCAUCUCGCCCUCCGAAGCUUUCACAACAGGCUCCUGCGGUAGAUGCCUCCUCGAAGCCAGCAACCUCUCCAACAGAAAAACGACAGCCGCCCAGCAUUCCAGAUAAACCCAAGCCACAGAUUCCUGCUCGACCAGCCAAGCCUAUUAGCCGUGGAGCCGGAGAGGAAGGUCCAGCCAAAGAAAAGCCAGCCGUGCCCGUUCGGCCCAACGGAAGCAAGAUUGCUGCACUUAAAGCAGGGUUCUUGUCAGAUCUAAAUUCGCGUCUGCAGCUGGGUCCCCAAGCGCCAAAGCCCCAAGAGAAGAAAGAGGAGGAAGCUCCGGCAGAAAAGGCACCACUGAGUGACGCUCGCAAGGGUAGAGCUCGUGGUCCUUCCCGGCGAAAGCCAGCUUCCGAGAGCGUUAGCAGAAGGCUACCGACUAUUCCCGAAAUUAAGAUCACCGAGACUUGGAAUGUUUGGCAAGUUGGUGAGGAUGGCAACCUGACGGUCGAAACCGGAGUUAAGGCCAAUCAGCCUGAGCCGGCUGCACCUGAAGUCUCGACUUCAAAGGACACCAUGGCCCCAGCCUUGUCAAAGAACAUCGCCGGCGAAUCCACUGAUCCGUCCCCGAUGGCGGCGGCCAAGGAAUCUGCACCCGAGACAGCUGAGACGAUACCAAGCGCCGAUGAGGAGGCUGCGGCUGUGUCUGCUGCGCAACCCUCGAAGCCGGACGAGGUACAAGAAACGUCUUCAGAUGCGCAGUCUAAAAUCAAACCUAGUAUAUCGCCCCCGGUAGACGACGCUAUUGAAGCCAUGGCUGCUACUGCUGACGGGAAAAGAGCGUCGGAAGGCUCUGUGCUCGCCGAGGAGCAGUGA